AUGGAAGAAUCCCUUGUGCCGAUAUACAUCAGAGACCUUGAAUACUACAUAGACGAUGGAAAUGUCAUCCUCCUCGUCGAGGCCACUCUUUUCAAGGUCCAUCGCUCGAUGCUCAUGAAGGACGAAUCAGUAUUCUGCGGAAUGUUUUCCUUGCCUUCUGAAAACAACUUCGAAUCAUCUGGGGCCUCCACCAUUCCGGUGGAGAGAUCUUCCAUGGACGGCCAGAGCGACGAGUCCCCAAUACGCCUGCCAGAGAUCACUGCAAGUCAAUUCCGUGCAUUGCUUUGGUCGCUGUAUGCACUGCCUGCUGACUUGGUAGCUACUGCAGAGACACAACCACAAGAACAUCGAUUCAUCGAUCUGGCGACGAUAUCGCACAAAUACCAGUUCAUUACAAUGGAAAAGUGGGCACUAAACACUUUGGUAGCGCUCUACAUCCAUCAGGGCUGCGCGUACGACAUGCUUGAUAGAUUGACUGCCGUAGCUGUCAUGUGCGAUUACAAGCCGUUAUUGGAUAUCGUCCUGGGCCAAUGGAGGCGAUCAAUUGGUGAGGGAUUUGGGCUACUCAAUGCUGCAGAGGUCUUUCAACGACACGGCCUACAUGAUCUCCUCGGAUUGACUUACCUCGCCCUUCUGCGCAAGAAACGACAUGAAUGGCCAGCCGAUAACAAACACGUUAUAAGACUUCUAAAUGGGUAUUACAAUCUUGUACAGGAAUGCAGCUCGUUGCCGAACACGCCCCCUCACUUUGAACACGCUACCACCUGCACAUCUGCCCCCCGUUGUGGAGAAAAUUGGAGAAAGACAUGGAAGCGCGUUAUCAUAGAGAUACACACCGGGAAGCUUGGAAAGGCAGCUCAGGUCUAUCGGUUUGACCUCCCGGGUCAAUUUUCCCUAGCGCUGAGCGUGUUCCAAGCCAUCGUCGACGAUUCUAUUCCGGAACAUGGGGGUCUGGACAAGAUGGUCAAAGAAUGCCGCUUAAACGCGUUGGAUGCGACAAGAACGAAGGCGAAGGAUGUGCAAGGCAACCUCAUUACCUAUUUUUCUGACUUGUAG
This is a messenger RNA of Pleurotus ostreatus (oyster mushroom), 1056 nucleotides long. RefSeq lists its product as uncharacterized. The record is from RefSeq and is a predicted model, not a curated record. Gene Ontology annotation, molecular function: protein binding. The transcript is spliced from 3 exons. The coding region runs from base 1 to 1056 and encodes 351 amino acids. Lineage: Eukaryota; Fungi; Basidiomycota; Agaricomycetes; Agaricales; Pleurotaceae.